Messenger RNA from Lathyrus sativus (Indian pea), 1095 nucleotides. Lineage: Eukaryota; Viridiplantae; Streptophyta; Magnoliopsida; Fabales; Fabaceae. The record is from the annotation of a GenBank genome assembly.
AUGAGCAACUGUUACAAGAUCAAUGGCUGCAACAAUGAACCCAAUAUUUUGGCUAUCAUUUUUGACUUAGAUGGCACACUUCUCGAUACUGAAAGGGUUACAAGGGGUGUGUUGAAUGAGUUUAUGGGAAAGUAUGGGAAGGAAGUGAAUAAGGAAAGGGAAGAAAAAAAGAGGUUAGGGAUGACACAGAAGGAAUCAGCGGCUUUAAUUGUUAAGGAUUAUCAGCUCCCAUUAACACCUGACCAAUUUAUCAAAGAAAUUAACCCUCUCUAUAUUCAAAGGUGGAGAGAAGCGAAAGCGUUGCCCGGUGCUAAUCGAAUCAUCAAACAUUUUUUGAAAAAUGGUGUACCGAUGGCUCUUGCUUCAAACUCCUUGAGAGAAUACAUAUAUGCAAAAAUUCCUUACCAUAAAGGUUGGACAGAAAGCUUCUCUGUAAUUCUAGGAAAUGAUCAGGUUAAAUUUGGGAAGCCUGCUCCAGAUUUGUUUGAAGAAGCUGCCAAGAGAAUGGGUGUAAAUGCAAUGAACUGCCUUGUGUUUGAAGAUUCCUUGGUUGGUGUCAAAGCAGCUCAUGCUGCAAAAAUGAAGAUAGUCGCUGUACCGUCUCGCGGCGAAUCGGAUUGUUGUAAGCUGGCAAAUGUUACUCUUAAUUCACUUUUAGAGUUCCAACCUGAGCUAUGGGGCCUUCCACCUUUUGAUGAUUGGGUUGAUAACACAUUGCCUAUUGAGCCGAUUCAUGUGAGUGGUUUGUAUGCUACAGGAUCUCUUCUCGAAACCAAAGAGAAUGUAGCAUUUGGUAUUCCUGAUCAAGUUGUUGGGAUUUACUUCGGUUGGGCCAAAGUCGAUACAAAUAGGAACUUCAAGACAUUGGUUAGCAUUAGUUUGGACUUGUCCAGUGCUUCCUACAAAAAAGUAAAUGUUUGGUUCAUUGAUGCAAACACCGACAUUAAAUCUGAGCAGCAGAUGCAAAUCUGUCUUGUUGGCUACAUAAGAGCAUGGGAUAACAAGAAACUUGGGUCAGUGGAAUUGGAGAAACUUGAAGAAUACAAGUCCAUUGCAAAAGCUUCACUAGAUUUGCCAUCAUUCAGUAGUUUUUGA